AUGGCGACGAACGGCGCAGCGAGUCGCAAGACUCCCGCCGCAUCGAAGCCCAGCACCACCAAGACCGAGGAGAGCAAUACACUCGGCAUCCCACUCGAAAAUCUAUUCGACGAUCUGGAGAACGAGCCGACGUCCGACUUUGUGGAAGACGUCAAAGAGAAGCUCCCGCGAGUGAAGCACGCUGGUAGCUGGAGCACAGAGGUCAAUACCGGUACAGGGAUCAAAGCAAAAGAUGCAAAUGCCAGAACGACACCGGCGAUCAACAAGGUGCCUUCGAUUUUGGCCAAGGCUUUCCCUAACGGAAAGCUCAUGGCCGACAAGCCAGACACGCUGCGAUGCAACCACUGCAAGCGGCCUGUUGCCAAGCAUGCUAUGUCCAAGCAUGUCGAACGCUGUCUGAACAAGAAGCAAGAGAAGCAGCGGAAAAAGAAAGAAGCAAAGGACGCUCGAGAUGCUGCCGCGCGGAAGGAGAAGGCUGGCGACAGCGAUGAGGAGGAAGAAGAUGGAUCGAAGAAGACUGCUUCAAAGACCGGGGGCAUGACUGCGAGCAAGAAGCGGAAAGCGACAGAUGAAGGCGAGGAAGGCGCGCCUACGAAGAAGAAGAAAAGGAAGGACGAGCCCAAGACUAAGGCACCACGCCCUAAAGCCCCUGUAGACGUAGAGAAGCAAUGUGGUGUCGAGUUACCACAAGGUGGUCAAUGCGCCCGUAGCCUGACAUGCAAGAGUCACUCCAUGGGAGCAAAGCGAGCAGUACCCGGACGAAGCGCACCAUACGACAAGCUUCUCAUGGAAUACCAGCGUAAGAAUCAAGCCAAGAUGCAGAAAGCCGCCUUUGACGCCAACGCUCCAAACCCGGAUGACAAUGACCUACCUUCUGGACCCGUGGACAGCGAAGAAGAAAAGGACGCAGUCAUGAGCAGCAUUGCUCGACACUUCGGCGGCGCUCCUAUCUAUCAACCCAUGCCAGUCCCGCUUCGGCGAAAGUAUGAAGUGAAUCGAAUAAAAGGCAUGCUGUCAUCCGCAUUUGCAGGAGCGAAAAGCAGCAGUGGCGCCUUUGGCAGCAGUACCAGCGGUGGAGGCAAUUUCUGGGGCACUAACACUAAUCCUGGCCCGAUAGUCGAUGCUGACGGUAUGGUACAUGCUCGUCGAGGGAGUGUCGUUCCUGGUGCAAGGAGCAUGAUGGCACCAAGCGCGAGUAGGAAGCCUAGUGUUGCGUCUGGGGCAUAG
Pseudocercospora fijiensis CIRAD86 is the source of this 1227-nucleotide messenger RNA. RefSeq lists its product as uncharacterized. Gene Ontology annotation, cellular component: SAGA complex. The coding region runs from base 1 to 1227 and encodes 408 amino acids. The transcript has 2 exons. Gene Ontology annotation, biological process: RITS complex assembly; regulatory ncRNA-mediated heterochromatin formation; regulation of transcription by RNA polymerase II. The record is from RefSeq and is a predicted model, not a curated record. NCBI's taxonomy places the organism in Eukaryota, Fungi, Ascomycota, Dothideomycetes, Mycosphaerellales, Mycosphaerellaceae.